Molecule: messenger RNA, 3018 nt
Organism: Pongo pygmaeus (Bornean orangutan)
Lineage: Eukaryota; Metazoa; Chordata; Mammalia; Primates; Hominidae
Gene: CXXC1
Product: CXXC finger protein 1
Exons: 15
Coding region: 916-2772 (618 amino acids)
Biological process (GO): positive regulation of DNA-templated transcription
Cellular component (GO): Set1C/COMPASS complex
Molecular function (GO): DNA binding; zinc ion binding
Source: RefSeq, a predicted model, not a curated record
AAUGCAGUAUCCCUAAAGCCUCUGUAGUCACUGCGAUUGUGGGAUCCUGACUAUGUGGCAGCGGCUGCCCGUGCCAGAGGCCCCGAAAAUGUGAAGACAGCUUUUUGGCUUUGCAGGGUGUGGCAAGAAGCCGAACCGUGCCAAGCCUGGCAGAAGAAUGACAAGUGGGAGGAGUAAGAGCCGGAAAGAGUGGUGGCAGGUGAAGUCGGAGACGACAGAGGAACUGGUUUCCUCCGCCCCCCGAGGCACACAGCCUGCCGACGCCCCAUUAAUACAUGUGGAAGGGGAAAGAGACUGAAUGGAGGAAUGAAUACAACUUGAUCCAGGUAGUGCUUCGGCAGAGGUCGUUUUACCUGUGAACCUCUCUCCUGACAAGCGGCCAAUGUACGGAAUCAACCACCAAGAUGGCGGCGCCCUUGAAGAAUCCGCAAUUAGGUCGCCGCCAUGUGUCGCCUAGGAACGUACGGAAUUCGACCCACGUACGGAAUCAGAUUCCAAGAUGACGGCAUCCAUGAGGAAGUCACGCAGUAGGUGCAGCCAUGUUGCCUGUACGUCGAGGCCGUAAAAGCAGCCGCCGUACGGACUCUACUGACAAGGUGGCGGCGCCCUUGGGAAAGCCACAAUGUGAGCGCGGCCAUGUUCCCGGCGAACGUAUGGAUUCGGCCACCAUACGGAUACGAUAAUCAAGAUGGCGGCGCCUGAGGGGUCUUGGGGGCUCUAGGCCGGCGACCUACUGGUUUGCGGCGGAGACGACGCACGGGGCUUGCGCAACAGGAGUACGCUGCCUGGGAGGCGUGACUAGAAGCGGAAGUAGUUGUGGGCGCCUUUGCAACCGCCUGGGACGCCGCCGAGUAGUCUGUGCAGGUUCGCGGGUUGCUGGCGGGGGUCGUGAGGGAGUGCGCCGGGAGCGGAGAUAUGGAGGGAGAUGGUUCAGACCCAGAGCCUCCAGAUGCCGGGGAGGACAGCAAGUCGGAGAAUGGGGAGAAUGCGCCCAUCUACUGCAUCUGCCGCAAACCGGACAUAAACUGCUUCAUGAUCGGGUGUGACAACUGCAAUGAGUGGUUCCAUGGGGACUGCAUCCGGAUCACUGAGAAGAUGGCCAAGGCCAUCCGGGAGUGGUACUGUCGGGAGUGCAGAGAGAAGGACCCCAAGCUAGAGAUUCGCUAUCGGCACAAGAAGUCACGGGAGCGGGAUGGCAAUGAGCGGGACAGCAGUGAGCCCCGGGAUGAGGGUGGAGGGCGCAAGAGGCCUGUCCCCGAUCCAGACCUGCAGCGCCGGGCAGGGUCAGGGACAGGGGUUGGGGCCAUGCUUGCUCGGGGCUCUGCUUCGCCCCACAAAUCCUCUCCGCAGCCCUUGGUGGCCACACCCAGCCAGCAUCACCAGCAGCAACAGCAGAUCAAACGGUCAGCCCGCAUGUGUGGUGAGUGUGAGGCAUGUCGGCGCACUGAGGACUGUGGUCACUGUGACUUCUGUCGGGACAUGAAGAAGUUUGGGGGCCCCAACAAGAUCCGGCAGAAGUGCCGGCUGCGCCAGUGCCAGCUGCGGGCCCGGGAAUCGUACAAGUACUUCCCUUCCUCGCUCUCGCCAGUGACGCCCUCAGAGUCCCUGCCAAGGCCCCGCCGGCCACUGCCCACCCAACAGCAGCCACAGCCAUCACAGAAGUUAGGGCGCAUCCGUGAAGAUGAGGGGGCAGUGGCGUCAUCAGCAGUCAAGGAGCCUCCUGAGGCUACAGCCACACCUGAGCCACUCUCAGAUGAGGACCUACCUCUGGAUCCUGACCUGUAUCAGGACUUCUGUGCAGGGGCCUUUGAUGACCACGGCCUGCCCUGGAUGAGCGACACAGAAGAGUCCCCAUUCCUGGACCCCGCGCUGCGGAAGAGGGCAGUGAAAGUGAAGCAUGUGAAGCGUCGGGAGAAGAAGUCUGAGAAGAAGAAGGAGGAGCGAUACAAGCGGCAUCGGCAGAAGCAGAAGCACAAGGAUAAAUGGAAACACCCAGAGAGGGCUGAUGCCAAGGACCCUGCGUCGCUGCCCCAGUGCCUGGGGCCCGGCUGUGUGCGCCCCGCCCAGCCCAGCUCCAAGUAUUGCUCAGAUGAUUGUGGCAUGAAGCUGGCAGCCAACCGCAUCUACGAGAUCCUCCCCCAGCGCAUCCAGCAGUGGCAGCAGAGCCCUUGCAUUGCUGAAGAGCACGGCAAGAAGCUGCUCGAACGCAUUCGCCGAGAGCAGCAGAGUGCCCGCACUCGCCUUCAGGAAAUGGAACGCCGAUUCCAUGAGCUUGAGGCCAUCAUUCUACGUGCCAAGCAGCAGGCUGUGCGCGAGGAUGAGGAGUAUGAGAGCCAGACGUCCUUUGGGUCCAUGUACCCCACACGCAUUGAAGGGGCCACACGACUCUUCUGUGAUGUGUAUAAUCCUCAGAGCAAAACAUACUGUAAGCGGCUCCAGGUGCUGUGCCCCGAGCACUCACGGGACCCCAAAGUGCCAGCUGACGAGGUAUGCGGGUGCCCCCUUGUACGUGAUGUCUUUGAGCUCACGGGUGACUUCUGCCGCCUGCCCAAGCGCCAGUGCAAUCGCCAUUACUGCUGGGAGAAGCUGCGGCGUGCGGAAGUGGACUUGGAGCGCGUGCGUGUGUGGUACAAGCUGGACGAGCUGUUUGAGCAGGAGCGCAAUGUGCGCACAGCCAUGACAAACCGCGCGGGAUUGCUGGCCCUGAUGCUGCACCAGACGAUCCAGCACGAUCCCCUCACUACCGACCUGCGCUCCAGUGCCGACCGCUAAGCCUCCUGGCCCGGACCCCUCACACCCUGCAUUCCAGAUGGGGGAGCCGCCCGGUGCCCGUGUGUCCGUUCCUCCACUCAUCUGUUUCUCCGGUUCUCCCUGUGCCCAUCCACCGGUUGACCGCCCAUCUCCCUUUAUCAGAGGGUCUGUCCCCGUCGACAUGUUCAGUGCCUGGUGGGGCUGUGGAGUCCACUCAUCCUUGUCUCCUCUCCCUGGGUUUUGUUAAUAAAAUUUUGAAGAAACCAA